Oreochromis aureus is the source of this 2674-nucleotide messenger RNA. RefSeq names its product katanin p60 ATPase-containing subunit A-like 2. The record is from RefSeq and is a predicted model, not a curated record. Gene Ontology annotation, molecular function: ATP binding; protein binding; ATP hydrolysis activity. NCBI's taxonomy places the organism in Eukaryota, Metazoa, Chordata, Actinopteri, Cichliformes, Cichlidae. The coding region runs from base 105 to 1655 and encodes 516 amino acids. The transcript is spliced from 16 exons.
CACUGGCCCCGAGGGGAACGUAAGACCCGACAGAACUACACGGUGGACCAACUUCAGCAUCACUUAACGAAUAAUAUCGACCUUACGAAUUUUUUACAACAGUAAUGGAGCUCAAUUAUCAGUCAAUGAAAAUCGCCCACCAGGCCCGAGAGGCGGAUGAGCAGAGGACCGAGAUGAGGAAGAAAAGUCUCCUCAUCCUCAUCUAUCACCACCUGCUGGGGCAAGGCUAUGUAGCUGCAGCAGUGGCCUUGGACCAAGAGACAAAUGGAGGUGUGAGGAGGUUCGAGGUUAGCGAUAACAUCGAUCUGGAGAUGGUGUUGAUGGAGUAUGAGAGCUACCACUACGUCAAAUUCCAGAAGUAUCCCAAACUUAUCAGAAGAAUAGCAGAAGCAGGUGAAAGAAAAUAUCCAACACGUAGUGCAACUAAGAGGAGUCCCUGUUCAGCUGUGAAACCCCUCCCAGAAAUCAACCCAUCCCAGAACACAAACACAGGAACUGGAGCAAAGAAGCCAGCCACUAGUGAGAAUGGCACCUAUCUUGCUCCACAGUCAUCGGACUUUGGUCUCAGCGUAUCCUCCAUCAAAAAUAGACCAGCUGGAGAGUGUGCCACAAACAGGAAGAUAACUGAUGCCAAAGGUGUAAUCCAGGAUGCUGUCAGAGGAGCUGGGAUUGAUUCAGACCAUAUGGAACGCCUACUGAAGCCCCUGAGUGGCUUUUCUGGAAUGAGUGGUGAGAUGAGGGAACUAGCUACGAUCGUCAGCAGGGACAUCUAUUUGCACAGCCCCAAUGUGCGAUGGGAGGACAUCAUCGGUCUGGAGGAUGCCAAGCGAUUAGUCAAAGAGGCCGUCGUUUAUCCCAUUAAGUAUCCCCAACUCUUUACAGGCAUCCUGUCUCCAUGGAAGGGUUUACUGCUCUAUGGUCCCCCGGGUACAGGUAAGACAUUGCUGGCCAAGGCCGUAGCUACAGAGUGUAAGACAACCUUCUUCAACAUCUCAGCUUCCAGCAUUGUCAGCAAGUGGAGGGGAGACUCUGAGAAACUGGUCAGGGUUCUAUUUGAGCUGGCCAGGUACCACGCUCCAUCCACCAUCUUCCUGGAUGAGCUUGAGUCAGUGAUGGGCCAGAGAGGAAGCAGCAUGGGGGGCGAGCACGAGGGGAGUCGCAGGAUGAAGACCGAGUUACUGGUUCAGAUGGAUGGACUAGCCAGAUCAGAUGACCUGGUUUUUGUACUUGCUGCCUCCAACCUACCUUGGGAACUGGACCAUGCAAUGCUGAGGAGGUUAGAGAAGCGGAUUCUAGUGAGUCUUCCCUCUUCACCAGCUCGCCAAGCCAUGAUUUCUCAUUGGCUGCCUCCUCUCAGCUGCACAGGAGGGGUGGAGCUACGCACUGUGCUAGACUAUGAAGCACUGGCAAAAGAGAUGGAGGGCUACUCCGGCUCAGAUAUAAGAUUGGCAUGUAAGGAAGCUGCCAUGAGACCAGUUCGAAAGAUCUUUGAUGCUCUGGAGUCACAUCAGGAUGAUGACACAGACAUGCCUGCCAUCCAACUGGAAACUGUAACAACAGCUGAUUUCCUGAAUGUGAUUGAACACACCAAACCCUCAGCGCGAAACCUGAUGGACAGAUACACAGCCUGGGAGAGAGAGUACCAAUCUGUCUGACACUAGUACACAUAACAUGAAUGUAAAGACCUUCAUACUAACGCCACUAAAUGUGAUGAUAACUUGUUUUUACUGUUACAAAUUUACAUCCUGCAUUAUACUAAUAAUUUACACAAUGACUAUAUAUUAGUCUAAAAUGUUUCCUAUACUUUGGAUAUUUGUGACAAGCUACUGCAGGUUGGAACAGUGUACAUUUUAAUAACUGUGGAGCUUUGAAAAACUGUUUUUGACAUGCAGAAAAGAUUUGUUCAUUGAUCAUUUGUUUUCUUUUUUAUUAUUUGAAAACAAAAAGUAUACAACCUAAUACAAUAAAACUUUGGUGACUGGUACUUUGAGUCAAACCACUAUGGCAUGACUGUUUUCGAUUUAUCAGGAUGUUCUGAGGAAAAUAAUUUCAAAUCUUAAGUCUCUCCACUGUUGAAACACUAGCAGUGUUUACUUGUGCAAAUGAAACCGGAAGGUUAUUUUUACUUGACGCUCAAAGCAGAUUCUGCAGGAUGUGUUCAACAGCAUCUGGGAAACUGUCACAUGUCAGGUGGGGAGCUGGGCUUAUUUUAUUCUCAUCGCCUUCUCUGUAUUUACCUAAAACAUAACAGGAGACAAGAUGGUUAGCAACAAGAAAAAAAAUUAUGACAGAUGAAGUUGCAGUAGGGAAUUAUUAGUAUCGGGAAACAGGAUGGGAAUGCUAGUCUAUCAGAUUCCGCGCUGCUGGUUUAGCAAUCAGAUUCACAGUGACUGCCAGCAACCAGACAGAGAAUAAUAAUUUCCUCCUAGCAACCAGUGAUUGCAAGCACUGUCUAGGCCUGUUUGACUAGGGCCUGACUAAAUGACUUUUCAGUUUUUAAGCAGAAUGCUCUUUUUCAGAUUAUUUUCAGUUUAUUCAUAAUAAUUCAUAAUAACGUCCUCUUCAUUGUCUCCCUAUUAUGUUUUAACUGCAUCUUCCUUUGUUUGAUUCUAUUCUCCCAAAAAACUGCAUUAGCAGUGUGUAUGCAAUGAAAUUAAAUGCUUAUUGCAGUGUA